AUGUGGCGCCGCGCUGGAGCCGGGCCGCUCCGCCACCACCUCGCUGCAGCCGCCGCCGCCGGCUGCCGCGUUAAUCGACCCUCGCUGCCUCCUAUGCCCACCGCCUCAUCCUCCCCCGCCUCUUGCUCUUCCCUGUCCCAGCACAAUCUUGGAAUCUUGUGGGGUUCCGCUUCUGUCGGGGCUCCCUUCCGGAGCCUGUCGAACCAGUCUGGCGGCGGCGGCGGCGUGCUGGAGCUGCGAAAAAGAGAAUAUAAUAUAAAGGAUAAUAACUUGGAAGGGAAGUACAAGGACUGGCAGAAGAAGCUACAUCCUGACCUAGUUCACUCGAAAUCUGAGAAAGAGAGGGGCUAUGCUGCGGAGCAGUCAGCACUUGUGAUUGAUGCGUACCGCACACUCAGCAAACCUUUAUCUAGGGCAUUGUACUUGCUGAAACUCGAGGGGAUACAUGUCGAUGAAGAAAAGACUAUCAAUGAUCCAGAACUUCUUAUGGAGAUGAUGGAGAUACGGGAAGCUGUCAGCGAUGCCAGUGAUUCUCAAACCCUGGAGAAGAUCCAAUCUCAGAUUAAGGAAAAGCUUGAAACCUGGUCUGAUUCCUUCCAGAAGGCAUUUGACAAGAAGGAUUUUGACCGUGCAGUGGAAGCUACACAGAGAAUGAGGUACUAUGAACGUGCAGUGGAAGAAACGGUGAAGAAGCUCUGA
Miscanthus lutarioriparius is the source of this 699-nucleotide messenger RNA. The record is from the annotation of a GenBank genome assembly. Lineage: Eukaryota; Viridiplantae; Streptophyta; Magnoliopsida; Poales; Poaceae.